Molecule: messenger RNA, 342 nt
Organism: Strongylus vulgaris
Lineage: Eukaryota; Metazoa; Nematoda; Chromadorea; Rhabditida; Strongylidae
Source: the annotation of a GenBank genome assembly
AUGCCGAAGUGGUGCACUACGACAGCAUCCACUUCAACAACUAUCAUCUCACCGGUCCUGUCGUUGUGGAACACGGUAGCCACGCAGCUAGAUGCAUUAAAAUCCACUCAAAACUAUGAUGCAGAAGAAGGAGAGGUAGAGAAUGUUAGGCCGAUUCAGUCUAUGAAUGGAAGGAAGUUAUUGCUUAACAAGGCGGGAAAAGUGUUCAUAGAAGAGGACACGAUGACCAAAAUGCUGCUUAUCUUUGGUACAUUGGUACUAGUAAUGCUAGUACCGCCUCUAGUGAUUCUUUGGGUAAUCUACAAGAAAACAACCAUCGCUAAUCUGCAAAUGGACAGAGCG